This is a messenger RNA of Lodderomyces orthopsilosis Co 90-125, 720 nucleotides long. RefSeq names its product Sol1p (gene SOL1). Bases 1 to 720 code for a protein of 239 amino acids. The record is from RefSeq and is a predicted model, not a curated record. Lineage: Eukaryota; Fungi; Ascomycota; Pichiomycetes; Serinales; Debaryomycetaceae. The transcript has a single exon.
AUGUCUGAUGUCCCACUUACUCCACCACGGAGAAGCAAAAAACACUCCACUUUCACCACACCAAAUCAAUAUGCUUUACUAACUCCAGCCACGAGUACAAAAAAGACAAAGAGCUUUGGGAAUACUAUCGGAAGUGCCAAUAGGCUAUCUGUGAUUACUCCAAAUACACCUCAGAAGUCACCAUCUAAAGUGGGGUCCCAGAGAAAGAGGAACUUUAAUGAUAUUUUUAUUGAACCAAAUGCACAAGCUAAUGAGAAGUUGCCAAUGGGAUUGUUUUUACCCUCACCACGUAUAGUUGGCUCUGGAAGAAAUGGUAAGCACUUGCCUAAUAAAACCGAGGUGAGGGAGGCCCCUUCGACGCCAGGCAAACAAGUGAUAAAUGAGGAGAUGGUGAGGCAGUGGCAUGAUAACAGUGAUGACGAAGAGAGUGUUGAGAUUAUGACAUUAGAGGAAACGGCAAAGAUCCCUAAAGCAAACUUGCCAAACCCUUUUUUAAGUACUGAUAACAGUUCCAAAGUAGACGAUAAAAAAGAUAAGUUUUCCUUGCAUGACUUGUCAAAUCCAUUUCUAGACAAUAAGGAGAACAACCUUAGAGAGAAUAUCGAUUACAAUACACAUAUGGAAUUGAUAAAUAACAAGACAGGACAACGAAAAGUGGUUAAGCUUACCAAGAACCAAAUGAAGAUAAAGCCAAAGAAAUUGUCGUUUGAAGGUUUAUAG